Messenger RNA from Perca fluviatilis (European perch), 2619 nucleotides. RefSeq names its product interleukin 10 receptor, alpha (gene il10ra). NCBI's taxonomy places the organism in Eukaryota, Metazoa, Chordata, Actinopteri, Perciformes, Percidae. The record is from RefSeq and is a predicted model, not a curated record. Bases 156 to 1892 code for a protein of 578 amino acids. The transcript has 7 exons. Gene Ontology annotation, molecular function: protein binding.
UGCCUCUUCUUAUUUCUUCCACGGCUGAACAGACACCACAUCAUUCUGAACAUUCUGAACUUGUUGUGGAGUGAAGAUGUUUCUACAGGCUGAUUUGCUUCACUGAUGAUUGGAAUAAGAGACUUUUUGGCAGUUACAGUGUGGAUUAUGACUGAAUGAUAAUAUAUAUCCAGAUACCAGACAUGGAUAUGAGGAAUAAGACACCGAUUCUUGUCUUCCUGAUUAUCUACAUAAACUGUGUGUCAGCAGGAAAGAACGUCCCUCAGCCUGACGACCUGCAGGUGAAUAUUUUGGAUGGGGAGAUAAUAGUACUUUGGAAACGACCUGUGGACGCUCCCUCAAACUCCCACUACAAUGUAGAAAUGGGAAAGUAUGGUAGGAAAUGGGCCAUGGUGGACAACUGCACGGGGAUCAAACAGACCUACUGUGACCUCAGCAGCCUUGUACAUGACUAUCAUGUUGGCUACAACAUCAGAGUUCAGCUGGUUGCAGGAGAUGACAAGUCUCUUUGGACCACAAAAAGAAAAAUUCUCCUAAAUACAAGCACAUUUCAGCCUCCCUCCUUCACUUUGUGGGCUACUUCCAGCACUCUGACAGUUUAUGUUCACCCAAAACCCAUUCUGAAAAGAAUUUUCCCUUUUGGGAUCACCUACACCAUCUAUCUGGAAGAGACAGGACAAAAUAAAAAGAACACCACAGCAUACCUGAAAGAUGACGUGGGAGAGGAUCAGAGGACUAAGUCUUUCAGUUCCCUCCGCUGGGGGAAAGAGUACUGUGUCAGCAUCAAGGUGGAGGGAAAUGGAGCUCUGUCCACCACCAGUGUGUCCCCUAAACAGUGUCUGCGGCUGCCAGAGCAAGAAUGGUUCAUACUUGCUGUGUCAUCCCUAUCUAUUCUGGGUGUGUUGGUCAUCAUUGUUAUCAUAGCAACCACCAUUCUAUGUUACCUGAAACGUCCAGAGAAAACACCUGCUGCAUUGAAAUCCCCUGUUAGUGGCUGGCUUCCACUCUCUGUUGGAGAAGGGACUGUGGAGGUUGUUACUGACAAAGGCUGGUUCCUGUCCAGUUACAGAACACCAGUGAAAGAAUGUGUCAAAGAUCCAGUGGCACAUGUUACGGUAAAAGUGGACAAUGAUGAGGAAGACAGGAGGACCAGCUUAGACAGCGGGGUGGGCAUGGAGUCCACCUCUGCUAUAAACACCGGAGGAAGUCCUCCAAUGACACAUGAGGACAGUGGCUGUGGGAGCUUGGGAGGACCAGAAAGCUCCACUAGCUGUCAGACAGAUUACCCCCCGCAGGAUGAGAGGACUGGUACGGACAUAACUAGGAAAAGGGAGGAUAGUGGGGUGGGGCUAGCCUGCCAGCUUGAUUCUUCUUCCAUAAUUCUGGAUGGACAGGACAGUGGGUCUCUUAAGGUUGCUGGGAGUAAUUAUCGGAGCCAAAGCCGCUCUGUUGUGCAGAUUCACAUCUGUGAUGAUGAGGAGGAGUUGCUUCCUGACUCAGUUUUGGCCGAAAUGGUCACAGGUUACAGGGCUGGGCCUCAAUCGUGUAUCUGCUCAGGAGCAGGUCAGUGCACUUGGUGCCAUAAACAAGGCCAUUAUGGAACUGAAGUUAUCAAACAAUACAGAGCUGUGUGUAUCGAAAAUGGACUACUGAGCAGCAAAUGUGAUUUUGUGGACUCUUACAAAGGGGAGCUUACAUUUUCAAGUUAUUCUAAAACAACACAAAUGGACACUGUCAUGGUGGAUGACUUAGAAACAACUUUUGUACAACUGGGGGAUACUUUCCCUCUGCUAACAGCUCUAUCACCGCUGCCCCUAGUGGAGGAAGGACAUGACUUCAAUAUGAACAAUACAUCACUCUCUCUCUGUGAUGUACAGCUGAAGACUGAAUGACACGCUGUGGAAUGCAACAACGCUAUUUGUGAAACCAUGUUGGCUGACAUAACCUGUGAGUGCUAUAAUAGAGCAAUGGACUCCCUUUUCCUACAUGACAAACUGUAUUUGGGGGAGAGAUGAAUUGUUCCAGUAUAGAAAAUCUGAAGGAAAAAGGGGGGAACUGUAAAGAAAAAACAGAGUUGUUGAACAUAGGAAGGAAAUAGAGGUUAGACCACACAGCUGCUGGCUGUUAACUGUUGGUUGGAGUCUCAGGAGCGUCAACGGACAGAGAACAUGAAGUCAAAGAACUUAUUUAACUCCGUCUCACUGGGUAUAUUCACAACUGACUAAAAUGCUGUAUGCCGGAAGUGAAACUGGUGUGGGAAGCAAUGCAGAGAAACGGUUUGACAAUUACGUGCUUUUGGACAUUUUGCCUCAUCAUCCUUGCCUCUCACCUCCGCCAACAAUGAUGCCUUUUCUUACCACUAUUUAAAAAUAAAAUAUAAUACUUGUGAGCCACUUUAAAGUAUUAAGAUGUCAAGUGGUGUCAGACAAACAUUUUGUCAGAGAUAUGAAGCAAGUGACAUUCAUAGGUCUUAUAGCCUAAACUGCUGGUCUGUGUUUCAGCUACUUUCCUGUUUAAAUUAUUUAUUAGAUAUGAAAAAAACUAUGUAUUCAUUGUGUAUUACUUUGAAUAUAUGUGACUGCACUUCUAUGUGUCAUUAAAAGAAACUGUCUACCUGGA